Dermatophagoides pteronyssinus (European house dust mite) is the source of this 2139-nucleotide messenger RNA. RefSeq lists its product as uncharacterized. The record is from RefSeq and is a predicted model, not a curated record. Lineage: Eukaryota; Metazoa; Arthropoda; Arachnida; Sarcoptiformes; Pyroglyphidae. Gene Ontology annotation, molecular function: S-adenosylmethionine-dependent methyltransferase activity; tRNA binding; tRNA (5-carboxymethyluridine(34)-5-O)-methyltransferase activity. Gene Ontology annotation, cellular component: cytoplasm; nucleus. Gene Ontology annotation, biological process: tRNA methylation; tRNA wobble uridine modification.
UUUUUUAUUCCAUUUCUUUUUAUGAAUCGGUUUAACCGAUAAAAAUUGGCCAAAAAAAGAAGAAUUUCUUCACAGUCCGCUGGUUGAAUAUCGUUGUUAUUGCCUUUCCUUCAAUCGACAGCCAUGCAAAGUUAACGAAAGGAUGUAGAGGAUCGAAAAGCAAGAAUCUUGUAAUGUUUGCGCGUGGGUUGUGUAUAUAGAAUUUUGGAACCAACUAGAAAUAAGCAUUAAAAUAAAAAGAGAUAAUGAACAUGAGCGGAGCAUAACAUUCAUAACGUCAACAACAAUAAUUCUUGAAGAAAAUGGAACGAGAAAAUUGAUAUAUGGAUAUUAUAUCUUAAGAUUCAUCAAAAUUAGUAAGUAAAAUGGAUUGACAUAUUUGAUCUUUAGAAUCAUCUACAUUGCCAAAAUAUUUGAGUGAAAUUUGUUUCAAGUCAUGAAAAUUCACCAUCAAAUAUGGCCGUUUCGAUCUCAAGUAAUUUACAAUCGACACAAUACAUCGAUAUAUCGGCGAAAAAAAACAGAAAUAGUUUUUCAUCAUUUUCAUCCGCUACAAAUCCUACGACAAUAUCAACGUUAUUGGAUGUACCUAUUAUCAACAAUAGAACUAAAAAACAUGAUCAUCAUCAUGAAAAUCAAAGAAAUCAUCGGAAAAAUCGUCGGCGGAAACAAAAACAUUUUCUUACACGAACUAAAGCUAUUGAACAGACAUAUGUGCACGAUGUUUAUUCAAUUAUAGCUAAAUCACCGGAUUUACAAUGCAUAUCGCCGUACGGUACAUCAGUGAAACAAUUUCUAUCUGAUUUUGAAUCCGGAAGUCUAAUUUUGGACGUGGGAUGUGCAGAUGGUCAAUAUUUGAAUCAGCAUUCCAAUAUGUUGUUAGUUGGUUUGGAACAUUGUGAACAAUGGUUUCAACAUGAAAACUACAACCAUGAAAGUGAUAAUGUGAUAAGUAAUUAUCUAUUACUUGGUGAUGUUGUCUAUCUACCAUUUCGUGAUGAUCUAUUCGAUGGUAUUCUUUGCUGUGGUGUCAUACAUCAUUUAUCAACCCUUGACCGUCGUAUAAUAGCCUUACGAGAAUUGGCCAGAAUUAUGCGUAUCGGUGGACGUGUAUUGAUCACUGUGACUGGCUAUCGUAAUGUACCAGCCAUUGGUGAUCGUAUACAGUCACAGGAUUUACUGAUUAAAGUAACCAAUAAUAAUAAGAAACAAAUAGUGGAUAUCGAUGGAAAUUCAAAACGAUAUUCAUUAACAGCAUCCGAAUCUAGCGCAUCUGGUUUUGCGGAUGAUGAUCAAACAAAAAAUGGUCAUAGUUCAUCGAAUAAUUCCGAAUUAGAAAAUUGCUAUUCAUUUUUUAAAAAGGCCAUCAAACGUUUUAGUUUAGCAUCCAGCAAUAUUUAUCCAUUUCGAACAUCAAUAGAUUCUUCGCCAUCUGCGACAAUCCAUAAUCAAUUUAUAUUUAAUCUUGGUAACGGUGAUGAUUAUCCUAUUGAAUUGACAAAUUUGAAUGAUGACGUUGAUAAUGUUGAUGAAGAAGACGGUGAUAAAAUUAGUCUUUAUAGUUCGACGACAACAACAACAACAUCAGAUGCCGAUUCAGCAUUGAGUUCAUCAUUCAAUCGUAGUUCUGGUUGUAUGAGUCAAACAAGUCAAUCAACAAUGAAUAAUGUCAUGUUUUCAUCAUCAUCCAUACUGAUGACUAUUAAAGAGCAUCUUUUAUUAUGGAAAGCACAAGUAGCCACAAGUAUUGAGCAAUCAUUGCAAUCAUUUGAUGUGGAUGAUAUGAAUCUAGACGAUUCACAUAAGAAUUUUCAAUUGAAACAGCAACAACAACAGCCUCAAAUAUAUCAUCGAUUUAGCCUGCCAAUUGCUGGAUUAUGGCGUCCAAUUAGCAAUCUGAAUAAAACACUAGAUAAUAAUUUAUCACCAAAAUCGGCGUCAGCAGCCAAAUCAAAAUCAGCAAAGAAUAAAAUCUAUGCUUCGAAUGAUUUAGAAAGUACACAAAUGAUGCUUUUACCAUCAGACAAUAAUGCUGGAACCGAUUUCGAUCACAAGGAUAUCAAUUUGAAUCGAAUGAUUGCAAAACAAAACAUUAACCGAAUCAUCAUCGGCAACCAUUAUACAUUGCUGUCAUUUUAA